Dentiscutata erythropus is the source of this 202-nucleotide messenger RNA. The record is from the annotation of a GenBank genome assembly. Lineage: Eukaryota; Fungi; Glomeromycota; Glomeromycetes; Diversisporales; Gigasporaceae.
AACCGCAAGAUCUUCAAACUCCAUCAAAGGGAAAACAAAUCGUCAUAAAUAAAAAUUUUGAACUACCCUUAACAUGCUUAUUAGAUGGUGACCAUCUAGUUGAAUGGGUAAAAAAAAGAGAGGCUUGUGUUUAUUGUCAUUAUCUAGCGCAACGUGGUGAAAAAAGUAUUAAUUCUGAUAAUCCUCCACAAAGCAAUUUAUG